Molecule: messenger RNA, 3101 nt
Organism: Betta splendens (Siamese fighting fish)
Lineage: Eukaryota; Metazoa; Chordata; Actinopteri; Anabantiformes; Osphronemidae
Product: interleukin-17 receptor C
Exons: 16
Coding region: 141-2516 (791 amino acids)
Molecular function (GO): interleukin-17 receptor activity
Source: RefSeq, a predicted model, not a curated record
GCAGAUUCAGCACUUGAUUGACACCGUGUUCACACUGAGCUGACAUUAGGCCCAACCCUCUCCACGACAACAUCACCGUAGUGAGACAAAUAUUCCUCCACGUAUUUGACCUUCUGCUGUCGCCUGAGUUGUUCUUACACAUGUUACAACAGAUAGUGUCGCAGAUUCUGCGGCAGCGCCGCUGCGACUCCUCGGCCAAGCUCAGACUUGUUGCGCACGUGACAGGUUCUCGUCGUCCCACUCCACCUGAACAGGUAACAGCUGCUCACACGCCCCGCUUCACACGCGGGAGCGCAGCGGCGCGUGGAGGCCAUGGGUCGCGGGGAACUAGCGGGGACUCCGAGCUCGGACUGCGACCUUCGCUGACGCGGCGGAUCCGCGGACGCCGUGGAAUGGCUCCCACGCUGCUCCGCGUGCCCGUCGCCCUCCUCGUGCUGCGCCUCAGCCUGUUUACGGCGACGAGCCUGGAGACGGUGAACCGAGACGCACCUGAAGUCACCUGCAGCGAGGGUUUGAGUGACUGCCGCGUGAGCCCAGCUUCUCUGUGUCUCGACUCCAGCGAGUCCGUGGACGUGAGCGAUGUGGGGCUCCAGGUGCUUCUGUGCUGCGCAGACGCGCACGACUGUCAUCCCUGCCUGCAGAUCACCGUCUCGCUGCGAGUGGAUCGUGGACUCGACGUUUCUGGAGAGUUUGAGUUCCACGGCGAUGAGGAGGAGUCCAGCGACAAGCUCGACACGGCAGAAGGCAGCGCUCAUAAGUCAGCAGUGGUUCUGGGUGUGUGUCUCAGCAGCCCAGUCAUGAGCCCACUCAACAUGAGGAUAGAGUUCACCCCGAGCGCCUCCUCGUGGCGCCGCCCGUCGCAUCCGGCCACGCAGAUGGUGCAGCUGGUGCUGAAGCAGCGGCUGCUGUUUGACAGUGCUGUGGAGGUGGACGUGUCCUCAAACAGAAGCAGCAGCGUCCGAACCAUCACCGUGCCGUCGCUGGAGGACGUUUGCCUACAACACACAGACACCGUGAAGGACUGUGAUGCUCCCAGGCUCAGAGUUGUGCUGGACCAUGAGAGAGAGCGGGUCCACCUGGAGCUGGUCGGCCCAGAACCCAGCCAGACCCAGUUCAUGUGCCAGAUGUUCUGGGACGACCCGCAUGGAGUCACACGUAAAUGUCCCAAAGGAAAGGACAUGAACAUUUCUUUGAAUCUCGUCGUGCCGUGUCUCUGCUUCCAGGUGUGGUGGAACGACAAGGACAUUCGGAGAAACGUCUGCCCAUUCAAAGACCAGCAAGAAGCACAUGAAAGAAUGCAGAAGAACGUGUUUGUGACGAUGGCGCAGUUCGCGGCAGGGACGCACACGGCGCUGCUCUGGAACGUGAGCGCCCCCUGCAGGCUGGAGGCGGAGGUGUGGCUCUGCAAGAAGGACGCGGUGGGAGGCGAGUGCCAGGAGGUGACGGGCUCCAGACAGGCGCUGCUGGGCCACCGGGCCUGGACGGUGACGGGCAGCACACACUGGAGUCAGUCGGGAGAGUUCAACGCCACGGCGCAUCCUCUGCUUUGUCUACAGAUCAGGAUGAACUCGUCCUACUUGGAGCCAUAUUGCCCGUUUGCAGCGUCCCGUUGGAGGUGGGGCCUGUCGGUGCUGCUCGCCCUGCUGCUCGUGGGUUUGGCCGUGCUGGGAGCCUACCUGGUUCAAGGGGUCCUGAAGGGCUACGUGUGGAGAUGGCUGAAGGAAGAAGAUGUUAAAGGCGCCGUGGGUGGCGGUCACGUGGUCCUGCUCUACCCCCCCGAUGAUGACAAGGCGCUGCCGGGGCUCAUGUGCCACCUGGGCUCAUCGCUCCGGGCCCUGGGUUUCAGCGUGUCUCUGGACCUGUGGAGCCAGGCGGAGCUGGGCGCGCUGGGCCCCGUCCCCUGGCUCCACUCACGGCUGGACCAACUCAAGAGACAAGGGGGCAAGGUGGUGCUGGUCCUGACGCAGGCCGCCUGGAUCCGGGCGGAGGAGUGGGGCGCCCACGGCUGCAGCCGGAGGAGCAGGGACGCGGAGGAGGAGGAGGCGAAGGGGAGGGCGCGCCUUCAGGCCUCGGGGGACGUGUUCAGCGCCUCGCUGAGCUGCGUUCUGGCCGACUACCUACAGGGCCGCGCCGGCGAACGCUUCACCCUGGUGCAGUUUGAGUCCCUCCCACCCGAGCCCCCGGGCGGCUUCCGGCCGCUGCCACAACUGUUCCGCGGGCUUCACCUUUACAGCCUCCCCUCCCAGAGCCUGGGCUUCCUGACGGAGCUGGCCGGGGCCCGGCAGGCGGCCUCGGCCGCGGCCCGGCGGAGGCGGGCGGGGGGGCUCAGGAUGGCGUCCCGCGCGCUGGCCAGCGGCCUGGCCAGCUUCACGGCGGGGACGGCGGUGCUGCGCCUCGCGGGCGUGUCCCACGGCCGAGCAGAGGAGGGGGAGACGGUGCCCCUGCAGCCCUGUAUGCUGACCCCCCCCUCCAGCCCCGACGCCAGCCCCAAGCUCAGUGACAGGGUUUGGCUCUGACCCCACGGAGCUCCUGCACCAAACUGCACCUUUGGGAUAAUGGGCCAGUAACGACAUGAGACCAGUCCUCUGUUUUCAGCUUUGGCAUUUUUAGGUCUGGUGUGUUUCACGUGUUGAACAGUAUCACGCUGAGAACCACUGGCUACUAAACCAGAGCAGGAGAGACUCACUGAAACACUGCUGCUGGGUUCAUCUGGAAAUAAGCCUGUUUACGUUUGACAGAUUGGUUUCACGUUCUGCAUUUAUUCCCUGAAUAUGAAAGAACCCAAUCAGAAUAAGCUGUCAGUUUUCUACCUACUGUGCACAUCUUGAGGGUUUAUGGACGUUGGCGGUUUUGCAGGGUGAGACUUUUAUACUGUGUUGUCCGUCGUUAAAAGACUCAAACUGUAUGAAGAAUUGUCCUGAGUCUUGGUGUGAUAAGUAUCAAACAAGUGUCUUCAUUCAACAGGGUCAUUCAUUUAACACAGAAGGAUGUAGAUGUUUUCAUAUGUUUGCAUUGUUUUCUCUGUGUGUCCGUCUUUUCUCUAUUCGUGUAAAUGUAGUUUUGUGAGUGGGUCACACAUUAAAGUAACUGCUACCUUGGUA